Lethenteron reissneri (Far Eastern brook lamprey) is the source of this 4508-nucleotide messenger RNA. RefSeq names its product HIV-1 Tat interactive protein 2 (gene HTATIP2). The record is from RefSeq and is a predicted model, not a curated record. Gene Ontology annotation, biological process: import into nucleus. NCBI's taxonomy places the organism in Eukaryota, Metazoa, Chordata, Hyperoartia, Petromyzontiformes, Petromyzontidae. Gene Ontology annotation, cellular component: cytoplasm.
UUUUACCAACGCGGAAGCGAUUUUGCGGUGAUCGCAUCGCUCAACAUUUUACUGCAGCGGCGUUAUUGUGUCGCUCGUAAGCGUUUCUAUUACUCUCCUCUCUCUCUCUCUCGUUUGCUUUCGUCGUUAAUCGUUCGCUGUUGGUGUUGUAAUAGAAGCCGCAUGGUUUAUCCGCCCUUGGAGGGGAGACGCGGAGCGCUGCUCGUGAUCGCAGUGGCCUGCGUGGCCUGGUGGAUGCAAGUCGACUCGAGUUAUCCCGAGAGCGAGAGGAGGAUGGAGCAGGAGCUGGAGAGCCACCGGGAGAACUUCCGCAAGCAGAAUCGCUCGUGCUUCGUGCUGGGCGCCUCCGGGGAGACGGGCAGCGUCCUCCUGCGGGAGAUCGUGAACAGCCGGCUCUUCUCGCGCGUCACCAGCAUCGGGCGUCGUCAGCUGGAGUUCCCCGACGACUCCUACAAGGACGUGGUGCAGGAGGUGGUGGACUUUGAGAAGCUGGACGACUACGCCAACGCCUUCAAAGGUCACGACGUCGGCUUUUGCUGCCUCGGGACAACGCGGGGCAAGGCCGGAGCUGAUGGCUUUGUGCGCGUGGACCACGACUAUGUGCUCAAGUCGGCUGAGCUGGCCAAGGCGGGCGGUUGUACGCACUUCAACCUGCAGUCCUCCAAGGGUGCAGAUAAGAACAGCGGCUUCCUCUACACCAAGGUCAAGGGCGAGAUCGAAGCGGACGUGCACAAAUUGGACUUUGAGAGAUACACCGUCUAUCGACCCGCGGUACUGUUGUGUGACCGCAAAGAGUCGCGCCCUGCUGAGUGGAUGGCUCGCAAGGCGCUGUCUCCCCUGGCCGCCCUCUUCCCCACGUUCAUGACGACCCCUGUGGACACGAUGGUGCGCGCCAUGAUCAACGUGGCCGUCACGCCGGCGUCCAAGAGCGUGCAGCUGCUGGAGAACGCCGAGAUCCACCGCGUGGCUGGCAAGGGCCCCCCGCACUGAGCCCGGCUUGCGACGGCGUGCCCGGUGGCCGCGGUAAACGCGGUAAUUGACGUACACCGGAGGACUCCUCUUAUCCGUUUCCCGUGUUUCCCACGACUCCUAUUAUCCGAGGAUGUUGUGGGAUAAACUGAUAUUAUUAGCCACUCCGUUCUUCCAAUUUUUUGGCAAUUAUCCGCAGUUUAUUAUAAUAUAAUUCAUAAUGGAACGGCUUCCAAUCAAGCGCUCAUUUAAUGUAUGUAUGUUGAACUCCUGUUGCACCGUACGUAGCCAACCGUGCUAAUCUGAGGCGUGAGGAAAGGACAACAAACGAAACACAAAAAGCAGUUCUAAAGUAAAUGAGUUUUCGAUCGACACUUAAAAGUGCAUAGCUACUUAGUGGCUUCCGAAUACUCUUAGGUUUUUUCGGUAAAGUCACGUAGGUAAAAAUAAAUAAUAAGAAUAAAAAUAAUAGAAAUUAUAAUAGAGAUAAAAUUAUAAUUUUCGAAUUUUAUUUCCGUUAUUAUUUCUAUUAACCCUAACCCUAUAAUUUUCAAAUUGUAUUUCUAUUAUUAUAUUUAUUAUUUAUUUUUACCUAUGUGACUUUACCAAAAAAACCUAAGAGUAUGAAUCGUUGCAGUCACGAAAGCUUCAAAUCUAGAAUUUGCUUCCUAAUGUUGAAGCGCAGAUAAGUAGAGCUGCAUGGAAAAAUGUCAUCAAAUUACCCACAGCUUACCCGAAGUUUUCCUGUAGAUAAGUUUAGCAACAUCUCAGAUAAUAGGAUCUGCAAUAUUUGUCCCCCCCACAUCACGGAUAAGAGGAGUGCUCCUGUAAUUGAUAAUUAACCUCACCAGGCUGUUGAGUUGUCAGCGGCCUGCAGUGUCAAGGCCACUGCCGCCUUACAGCUCGGCCGUGUGUGUCUGUAAUUGUGCUUUGGUGGGUCUAGCCUAGGAACGUGUGGUGGCAUUUAUCGCAACCAGCAUUUGUUGGUCGUGAAUUGUUGUUGGCUGGAAUAAUAGACAUCAUCGCAGGCUUCCACACAGGCUCAGGGAGUAUUGGUCGACUGCAAUAGGAAACGUAUUUGUUGUUUUUUCCAGCCUGCACUUACUAAUUUGUCUAUCUAAUGAGUGUCUCAUCAUUGACAUAAAUAGUUGGUUUACAUUUGAUAAUGUGAAUUAAAUGCACUACAUAUCUUGCUUGGGUUGUUCUGCUUUUAUGUACAGCAUCCUUAAUACGAUGCGUAUUCGCUAGACGUGCCCAAUGGUGUAUGACCCUUAGUGAUUGAUGGUCGUCGGGAGUCAUUGGAACAUUAACCCUUGACGCAUGAAAGAAAUUAAACCGGUUUGGUAAAACUCAUUUGACUGAACUGAUCACGUUAGGCCGUGAUUAAACCACUCGCGACAAGUUGGGGCACAGGGAUUAUUUCACAUGUGGGAUCCUUCGACCACAGCUGGGAGAUUAUAAUAAUUAGAAUUAAUUAUAAUUCCACAUUGAAAAUUAUGAGUCUGAAAUUAUUUAGCAUCGCACAGUGGGUUUAAGUUGGUAUGGAAUCCACUGGGGAGGCGGUGAAACUGCACCUGAGUCCAUGGGCCGGAGGGGCCUAUGUGCCAGGCGAUGGAAGAGGUGGGAAAUUAUGAAGUGGGGUACCAUUUCACUUUUUGUUAAAGCGUAGCUUCAAUAUAUUUCAGGGUAUUGGCCAAAUUGAACGUUUGAUGCAGAAACAUAUUAAACCUGGAGAGGGUCGUCCACCGUAAUUGGGUGAUUGUGGCUGUAUUCUUUUUUUUUUUUAUCAGAAAUUGGAUAGAAAUGGGAAAACACACACUGGGAAUGUUACUGAACAUAGCUCAAUUUCUUAUUCUUCUCGCUCAUCUAUUUCAAAAUAAAUAUGAGCCUACAACCCGCGUCAAAGGAGGUGGUGUGUGUAUCUCAGACAUGUCGGUGUAAAAUGGAUGAACUAAACCGGUUUAUUGUCUUUUCCAGUCAAAAAGGGUUGCUAUUGUGUUUGGAGCUGACAUCUACUGAGAAGGUUGAGCAAGGGAAUGAAUCGGUAAACAAAUCGGUACACAAAGACGUACAGCGAUCGCCCAGUAACCAAACAGGCAAACGGGCACUUGAGAACUUGAGCAUGCCUUUCCAAGGCUCUUUCAGUGACCGAAUGUACCACGUGAAUACAAACGCACUACUUUUUCAUUUUGUAUUGGUCAGCAGACUUCGACUUGCAAAUCCAGAGGUCGCCGGUUCGACCAGCUUGCUGGCACGGCAGGUGAAACAACGGCUCGCGUUUCUCCAAUCCCCGCCGCCUCUGUCCGCGCGGCGAAAUAAAUGAAUGCUUACACCGCAUUGCGUACGGCGGGGUUAAGUGUGGGUAAACCUCCGCAUUAAUUCCAAGAGGUCUGGCCGGCGCGGAAGAGUAGGCCAAAAUGCGCUCCAGAGAUGGGGGGGGGGGGUUUCUUCGAGCCUCCUCGAGCAGAAGCCGUUCCGCCAGCAGCGGCGUUGGCACGAAAUCGUGGGGGUUGGUUGCACCUCGACCUUCGACUCUCUUCGUGCGCUGUAACCCCGCCAUGUCGCCAGGCUUCAGGCGUCGGCUGUCAAAUUCUCGGCUACGGAGAAGCCGCAGGGGGGGGGGGCGGGAGGGCGAGCUGCAAACGCCGCCGUCAGGAACCCCCCCUCCACCCCGGUGCGUCUCAUAAAAGAAAUCCUCCUAAGGUGCGCACCAAAUGUUACCCCCCCCCCCCACCGCCCCACCGCCUGUACCGUGCACCUUGCGUGGGCGGGUGGUGGCUCGGGGUGGACUUCUUGGAGUCGUUCGUUGACGUCUUUGGAAGGCCCCCCCCGCCCAUUCUCGAGCUCCACUCCCGGCCUUUCCGAUGACCGAUUGUCCUUAAUUGCGGCCGACCGACGGAUCCGACGGUUCGCCCCGCUUCUUUGUGGAGGCUCGACAGGGAGCUUUCGUUAGAUUUCCGGAGGUCAAUAUCGGCGCUCGCACGGCAGUGCUAAUAUUUGCUGCUGCUGCACGGUUUCAAAAAGGGGGGAUUUUAUUCGGCAAAUACGUUUAACGGGCUCCUCUUUUUGGGGCUUGGCCCCGAAAAAUGUUGCUCCGUGCUUUCUUAACAGCCGAGGUGCCCAAUGGACAUGGGGGGACCGGACCUGGGAUACGUGUUGGGGCGCGUUGUAACGCGAAGAUGAAUUGCACGAGCGUGCUUGCUGGCGGCACGCAACGUUACGUGACCUCGUGCUCGCCAUUUAUUUUUCCAUUUUUUUUUUGUUACGCCAAAGACAAAUUGUAUCGUGGUUUCGAUCACAAGUGCAUAACAUGCACUUGUGGAAUUGCGUAAAAAAAAACUGGCAAUGGGAAUAUAUAACUGUCAAUGUGGUGAAUGUACGUCUGUCCUGGUGGGAAAUGUCCUGGUGUGGCGAAUGUUAUAUUUUGAGUGCCUUGAUGAUAUUUGGCAUUUUGUUUACUGUGCUUGGGUCUGUGUGUGAAUUCUGUUUCUCUCUCAAGGCUGCCAUAUGUAUAUCGAUAUAAAGUGCUCUUUAAGGGA